AUGACCCGUAAUUCAAUGGAGGAAGUUAAAAAAAAGGAAACUGCAAACACCGGAAAUGGAGGGCUACGUCGCCAUAUCUCCGGUAGGUGGAUAUCCAAUGUUCCUAGUUAUGAAGGAAAUGAAUGGAGUAGCGAAGAAUCAGAUCCAGAAGAGAAUGAGAGCAAUCCCACGAGUGCCGAUUCACUCGCAAAUCUGAAAUCUAAGGAGGGGACUAAACACGAGCUUGAGGAUCAGAUUUCAGAGGUUUCGGAGGAAGAUGAAGAGGAAGAAGAGGAUGAUGACUCUGGUGAUGAUACGUCUGACGACGAUUACGGAUUUGACGAAUCCUCAACUUUUAUAUAUCGCAAAGAAGCAUCUGGUAGCCAAGAAACUCUUGCUACAAAACAUGUCACAGCUGAUGAAAGUGCAAAGGUGUGGGCUGAAAAACGUAGAUUGUUGUUGCAGCGACUAGGAAAGAACCCAGAUUCUAAGCCUGCCGAUUAUACAGCAACGUACAUGUCUGCAAACGUAAAACAGUCUGCUUCACCCUUAGCUGAAAACAGAAUGUUCGGAAGAGAAGCAGCGGCUGGUCCAUUUACCGCAUUAAACGACGCAGCAUCAGCCACAUCACAUAUGUCUUCCCAAAACCAAAAUGGGCCAUUUGGUGAUAAAAGUAAAGAUGCUACCAACGAUGCAUUUGAAGGAGAUCAAACAGACAAACUUUCGCCUUCUAUUUCUCAAGGUACCGAAAAAAAACUUUCUUCAUCAUUUUUCCAUCCACCUACGGAAAAUACUACUUACAAACCUGUGCAGGAUGAAACUGUUCAUCAUGAACAAUAUUUUGAGCGACCCUUAGAUACCACCAACUCUUCCCAAGCAGAAUCAUACUUUGAAAAUCCUUACUCUGCUCGAAGCAUUAAUCAGAAACAACCCAUUGAGCAAAUGAAGUAUUCCGAAUCUAAGUCAACAAUUGCUGAAAAGGGAGGUGAAGAUGUUUCCAAGGAUUCUGAAAGUUCUGAUGAUACACCUUCUUUAGCUUUGCAUCACCCCGAAAGCGAAACCCCUCAAUAUAUACAAUCAGAGAGUGAUGAUUCUUUUGCUUUGCCUGCAAUGAAGGUUGAAGAAAAUCGAAAUAAUAAGGAGCUCGACAACGACUCUGGACUUGAGAACUUAGAAAAACCGACGAUUGAGACUUCAAACCCCGUAUUGGAAAGUCCAGUACCCAAGACUUUUGAGGAUAAGUUUUUUCAAAAGGAAGAUGAUCUGAAUGUUCCAUUAGUUGAGUCUCCCGAACAAAGCUCUAUGGCUUUCAAUGAAGUUGCUGAGACUUCCGUGGGUUCCAAUGCAGAAAUCAUAUCUGCUCCAUCAUCUGAAAACGAUGAUGCUUCAAAAGACCAGGAUAAUGGAACACAUUAUCCUGAAUCUCCAUUUCUAUACUCUCCUCAUAAAUAUGGAGAGGAUCGUCGUUUUGAGAGCGACGCAGCUUCAACUUCAGAUUAUGAGAAUAGUUCGCAUGAUGCGGCAGCUUCUUCUGGCGAAGAAGUAAUGUCUACCCAUUCCAGAAUUUUAGAGAGUUCAGACGAUAAUAGCUCAGUGUUUACUAAAGAUGAUGCAGUUGAUCCUCCUCUAAAUCAUCCUUUGUACACGCUGGUUGGCAAAACUGAGAGUAAUUCUAACGUUUUUAAAUCAAACGCCGAGAAGACUGUCUCAGAUCUAAAAAUUCAUGAAAAUGGUAAUCUACCCUUAACAGAGAAAAAAGCCUCUGUAUUUAAUACUGGUUCCCUUUCUGAGACUAUGUCAAUAAACUCAAAAGCAUCCAAGUUACCUGAUAAUGAAUCAAACGAAAACAACGAGAGUUUGGAAAACUUAUAUAACUAUUUGUCUGAUGAGACCGAUCGUAAUGUUUCUAAAUUAAACGCUAAUGAUCCAUUUUGGUCUGAGGGUUUGCAAGACGAUUCUCAAGGUGUAAGGGCUACCGAAAGUACAACUUCAUUCCAUGAUCAUUUACCAACCAUAAAGGAAGUUGAUGCUGGAAGUGCCGUUCCUGAUUCUUCCAAUUUAAUCGCUGAUAAAAAUAACGAUAAAGGUGACACCUUGUCUUUGCCUAACGUCUCUGAAGGUAGCCGACGGACUUCCAUAAAUACAGAAGAAUUAGAAGCAGCAGCUUUGACGAGAGGUUCAUUACCAUCAAUUCCUGCUAAAACGAAUGAGAAAGAGUCCGUUAAACCACCUGAAAGUACCCCCGCUGUUAAUCCAAGGAACAAGACGGACCAGAUAUCGAAAACACCUCAGUUGAAGAAGCCUGAAAGUGAAAAAAAUUCUGGAAAAGUUACACACGACAAAAGUCUUCUUUACUUCGCUUCCCUUGAAGCUUUUGUAAAAAGUCCUUUAAUUUCAAUUAAGGAAGUGAAUAGUUUAGGAUCUACAGACCAUAGAUGUAACUUUUUUAAUCGCAAGAUCGAGGAGUUACGAAACUACGAUUCAGGUUUAGAUAGUUGGAUUGCAUCUUCUCAAGGGAAUAAGGAGGAUGUAACUUCCUCAAAAACGUUUUCCAAACCUGUUCAGAUGGAUUACAAUAAAAAGUACCCUGCUCGUGCUGCUAGUCCGGCCAAGUCGUCGGGAUCCAUCAAGCAUAAUAUUGCAGCGGAAGCUAGAAGGAAGUCCAAAUCCGCUGCUAACGAUUUCCUACAAAUUUUUAAGAAAAAGGGAAAGAUUGACACAGACAACACAUUGAAAGAUUCAAGAGAUUCAAAAGACAUAAAAGGCAAAAAGAAGCUUUUCGCCAAGAAAAUUGGAUUUAAGUCUUAA
Molecule: messenger RNA, 2787 nt
Organism: Schizosaccharomyces osmophilus
Lineage: Eukaryota; Fungi; Ascomycota; Schizosaccharomycetes; Schizosaccharomycetales; Schizosaccharomycetaceae
Gene: rng10
Product: cytoskeleton adaptor for Rga7 GTPase activator Rng10
Exons: 1
Coding region: 1-2787 (928 amino acids)
Source: RefSeq, a predicted model, not a curated record